AUGUCCUUAGCAGCAUCUGGAGUAUUACUUCAUUUAGGUUUGUCAUCGCGACACUUGUCGUCUCUGCUCCAAUCUGUGUAUACAUCAAUGCUGACUGAGGAAAACCCGAAGAAUGCCAGGUUCUCUCCAGAAUACAGACAAUGCCAUAGAAAAGAUCCCAAGGACCAAACCGCAGGAACCGAAGAUUAUGACAGAGCUUUGAGGAUACUCGUCAAACGGCGCCGGGCUGUCCAGAUGGCCCGGCCUUUCCAGCUGCUGGAGGUCUCUAGAGAAGCUGUUCACUUUACAUAUGCAAAUGGCGCCGUGUGUUAUACUACAAAGCAAACUUCACCCGCUCAUCAACACCGUCUGCGAAUCCUGUCUCUGAAGGGACCGUCUGCCAAAGAAGUGAGCACAGACAUUAUUCAGCUGAUAGAGGCUUCCGCCAUACCAGACUUCGAGGAGAGUCGGCCGUAUCAGUUCAAGCCACUGUAUCACGCACACGGCAUAGUUUCAUGCUUAUACGAGCAGAGGAAGCCUCCUGCUACUGGCCGCUGGUUAAUCAUAUAUAGCAUGAAAGAUGACAAGAUACUGAGCUCCCACCCUCUGCGAUCGAGUUCGAAUAUCUUUGUUCGCAACAACGACAGAUAUCUCUAUUAUGGCACAAUGUCCGAACUAGUGGAGGGACAGCGACGAUGGUUGAUUUGCGGGUUCAAUUUGGCAGAGUCAAAGUGGUUACCUCGACGAUUCAUCCUUCGGGAUCUGGUUGGCUCUGAUAUUGGAUCGGCGAUAUGCUUCGAACUCUUUGACGACCAUCUCUAUGGCGUUUCGAGCCAGGAGGUGGCCGAACUGGACGACGUCGAAUGGGGCUCGCCAGGGAGCCCGCUCAACUCAUUCUACUACGCCUUUCAGCUCCCUCUGGGAGAUGAUCCUACCAUCAGAGUCUUGCCGAGAUCUGCCCUGUGGCGGCGAGGUGCUACAGAUGGCCCAAUCGACGACCGCUGGAACCAACUUCAGCUCGCACAAGACGAGAAAACCGGCCAAGUGUCCAUUUUUGAAACUCGAAAGGAGUGGCUCACAUCAUGGAGUCGACGAUCCUGUUACCGAAAGCAGCUGUUUUGGCCCUCUUUCUGCGAGAAUGCAUGUACCGACGGGCAUCCCGAAGACAAGCACUGCAAUGGUUGGAACGCCGUGCCUCCCAAAGAAAUGGAUGUGGGGAACAGCGUUCAUUAUGGUGACAACGGCUUCUGCGCUUCAACCUUCGAUUUCCGCAACUCUCCGGUUCGUUCUUACAAUUCAAGCUGCCAAGCCUUUGUGGACAUUGUAAGCACAACCACGGCUUCGAGCCCGGCAGCCAAGCGGUUGCGGUUGCGGGUCAGAAGCCGGCCGCAUGAGCCGUGUCCAACUCUGGAAUCAUGCGAGCCUCCAUCAUCACCGAACGGAGUGGCCGAUGCUGCCAAGGACUUGGAAGACCAACACGUCAGACUCUGGCCGGUGGAGCAAGUGCAACAAGACGAGCAUCGCAGCUGGUCUGCAGAGCUGCCCUGGAACCAAUACGUCGACGAGCUCCUAAAUCCCAAGGCCUACUUUGACGAAAUCGACUCGGCAAUGGACGAGAGUAUCAUUGUUUACUCUCCCAAAACAAUAUACCCCCCUGAUGAGCCACGGUCCAUCAUCCUCGUUUCGUUUGAUCCGAGCCUGCAUUUUGAGGGGCUGCGCCAUGUAAGCUCGACACCGCCAUCUUCAACAGAUGGCCAGCUGAACAAGGGCGACACGCCUCUGAGCUUUCCCGAGGGCGGGCAGGAAUCUACGAAAAGCUGGCAAGAAAUGCCGAGAAUUCGUGGUCUGGACCUUUCUCGAUUUCCCAAGAGAAGUGAGAGGACGACCCAUGCGACCUCCGCCUCGUCACCGAAGAGCAUCUAG
This is a messenger RNA of Trichoderma citrinoviride, 1902 nucleotides long. RefSeq lists its product as hypothetical. The record is from RefSeq and is a predicted model, not a curated record. The coding region runs from base 1 to 1902 and encodes 633 amino acids. The transcript is spliced from 2 exons. Lineage: Eukaryota; Fungi; Ascomycota; Sordariomycetes; Hypocreales; Hypocreaceae.